AUGGCCGACAUCACUGCCGUCGGUGAGGAGAACCCUUCUCCUACUCAGGACGACCUGCAGCAGGCCGCCGGUAACGGCGCCGCUGACAACCGCGGCACCAAGCGCUCUCGCAUGAGCGCCGACGACGACGACGAUGAUGAUGACAAGCCCGGUCGCGAGCGCAGAAAGAUUGAAAUCAAAUUCAUUCAGGAUAAGUCGCGUCGCCACAUCACCUUCUCCAAGCGGAAGGCGGGUAUCAUGAAGAAGGCCUACGAACUCUCUGUUCUCACAGGUACUCAAGUACUCCUGCUGGUCGUUUCCGAGACCGGUCUUGUCUAUACUUUCACCACCCCGAAGCUUCAACCGCUGGUGACCAAGGCUGAGGGCAAGAACCUCAUUCAGGCCUGUCUGAAUGCACCUGACCCCACUACCAACGAGAAUGGCGUUGAUGCGCCCGAGGUGCCGGCUGAGACGCCAGAGGAUGUUAGCCACAGCAAUGUCAACCCCCAACAGUCGAAUAUUCCCCGUCCCGCCGGUAUGCACCCCGGCUACAUGACGAACGAACAACAGCAGCAGAUGGCCUACUACCAGGGCCUUCAGCAGCAACAGCAGGCAGGAGGACAGUAUCCUGGCAUGCCUGUGGGUAACCGGAUGCCCCCCCAGCACCAGCCCACGGCGUAA
Molecule: messenger RNA, 660 nt
Organism: Aspergillus tubingensis
Lineage: Eukaryota; Fungi; Ascomycota; Eurotiomycetes; Eurotiales; Aspergillaceae
Product: MADS-box domain-containing protein
Exons: 3
Coding region: 1-660 (219 amino acids)
Biological process (GO): positive regulation of transcription by RNA polymerase II
Molecular function (GO): protein dimerization activity; RNA polymerase II cis-regulatory region sequence-specific DNA binding; DNA-binding transcription factor activity, RNA polymerase II-specific
Source: RefSeq, a predicted model, not a curated record